Messenger RNA from Pyricularia grisea, 1599 nucleotides. RefSeq lists its product as uncharacterized. The transcript has a single exon. The record is from RefSeq and is a predicted model, not a curated record. Gene Ontology annotation, molecular function: 2-oxoglutarate-dependent dioxygenase activity. Bases 1 to 1599 code for a protein of 532 amino acids. NCBI's taxonomy places the organism in Eukaryota, Fungi, Ascomycota, Sordariomycetes, Magnaporthales, Pyriculariaceae.
AUGGCAUCCAGCAAUUUGCCUUGCUGUCAACUGAGGGCACUUUGUCUCGAGGCCGCCAGAGAGAUCUCAUCUGAAUGCGCAGGUGGUGAUGUUAAGCCACUCAGCGAGGUUGCGGGUUGCGAAAGUCCCCUUGUAGAGCUUCUCGGCCGUCAAGCGAACAUUAUUGCAAAAGAUACUUCGAUCGAUGCUGAGUCCUUCACGCUCAUCUCGAGGAGGAUUGACGAUCUCAUCUCCAUCUCGUACUCGAAAUUCUAUGCUUACGUUUUCAAGGAUCUGCCUGUUCGCUGGAGGGUAUUGUACACGGAUGCCAGCAUUUUGAAGUUUUGCUUUGUCUUCCUGGCAUCCCCUUUGGCAGGGGGUAGUUCCUCUGCUUCACCCGCCCACUCCCCCAAGCCUGAUGAUGCCUUACUGGAGCAACUUGUACAGCCUCUUGACCUUGCUAUUAUUCUCGCCGGCGCUGCGGGAAAUAGAAGAGGACGUCGCUGGAUAGAGCAAGCAUUUUGCCUACUUGAGAAUAUUUCCAAUACAUCUCAAUUUAUUCCAAGUUCAGAGACUGCUAGGAAAACCAAAGAUGGUUCUCAUCUUUCCAAACGCCUAAAGCUUUCUCCAAGCAACGCUUCGGCCAAUAUCUGGGAGGCGCUGGCUUCGUUCAAAACAACCGAACCAUUCACGCCACCAGUCAAGAAUCCAGUGAGGCGGGUCAAAAAACUCUCCCUAGAAUCAUUUCAGUCCUACAUGGACAAGCCUUCAAAUUUGGAUAUGGGACCCGAGCCUCUGAUCAUCACCAACGUCACGGAUGACUGGCCAGCUCGCACCACAAACCCAUGGUGCAAGCCUGCCUACCUGCUUUCACGCACUCUCAACGGCCGACGUUUAGUUCCUGUAGAAACUGGGAGGAGUUACGUUGAUGAGGGCUGGGGUCAAAAGAUAAUCCCAUUUUCCGCAUUCUUGGAGGGAUACAUUGAUCGUUCGGCUAUCUCUUCCUCGGCGGAUCAUGACAGUAGCAACAGCAAACGGACAGAGGGCGGUGGUACGGCAGGAAGCCUGCAUGAACAGGCGUCCAUAGCUUACCUAGCCCAACAUCAGCUGUUCACCCAGCUGCCCAGCUUACGAGACGACAUCCGCAUACCUGACUAUUGCUAUACCGCACCUCCACCCCCGCCGGCCUCGAUGUUUCCAACGUCGGAACAAAGACCACCCGAGCUCGAGGAUCCCAUACUGAACGCCUGGUUUGGGCCCCCCGGGACGAUCACGCCUCUGCAUACAGAUCCGUACCACAACAUGCUCUCCCAGGUCGUGGGACGCAAAUACGUCAGGCUUUAUUCUCACCUGCAGACGCCUCAUAUGGCCGCACGAGGAGUGGAGGACGGGGUCGAGAUGAGCAACACCAGUCGCUUUGACGUUGGGGUGAUGGAGGGUUGGGAUGAGGCGGACGGAGAGGAUGAAGACGAGGGCAAGUCGAAAGCUGUUGAUUUUGGGAAGAUUCCAUUUCUAGACUGCAUCUUGGAACCUGGAGAUACCCUCUACGUUCCCGUGGGCUGGUGGCACUACGUUAGAGGCUUGAGUGUAAGCUUUAGUGUUAGUUUUUGGUGGAACUGA